This is a messenger RNA of Sus scrofa (pig), 10500 nucleotides long. RefSeq names its product SMAD family member 2 (gene SMAD2). Gene Ontology annotation, biological process: SMAD protein signal transduction; activin receptor signaling pathway; positive regulation of transcription by RNA polymerase II. Gene Ontology annotation, molecular function: I-SMAD binding; RNA polymerase II cis-regulatory region sequence-specific DNA binding; DNA-binding transcription factor activity, RNA polymerase II-specific. Lineage: Eukaryota; Metazoa; Chordata; Mammalia; Artiodactyla; Suidae. The record is from RefSeq and is a predicted model, not a curated record. Gene Ontology annotation, cellular component: heteromeric SMAD protein complex.
AGGUGGGGAGGUAGUGGCCCGCGACUCUCCAAGCCCUGCUCGCGCCCUGGCCCUUCCCGGGCGCUCGGCCUCCUUCUUUCCCUCCUCCGCUCGCCUAGUCUUCCGUGCGCGCCGAGCGCUGCGCUCGGCCGGCGUGCCUCGCGUCCUAACGGGCGGCCAGGGGCGCCAAUCAGCGGGCGGCAGGGUGCCAGCCCUGGGGCUGUGCCGGCGAAUCGGCGGGGCUCGCGGCCGGGGGUGGGAGGCGGGUCUACCGCGCGGCCGCGGCGGCGGAGGAGCAGCUCCCAGCCAGCAGCCAGCGAGCACCGAGCGAGCCGCCCGGAGACCCUCAUCCCAUUCGGAAGAGGAAGGAACAAAAGGUCCCGGACCCCCGGCUCUGACGGGGCGGGACCCGGAGCCUCGGUCCAGGUUAGAUUAAGGAGGAUAUUUUCUUAGUGUGGACCGCUGCCUUUGGUAAGAACAUGUCGUCCAUCUUGCCAUUCACUCCGCCAGUUGUGAAGAGACUGCUGGGAUGGAAGAAGUCAGCUGGUGGAUCUGGAGGAGCAGGUGGAGGAGAGCAGAAUGGACAGGAAGAGAAGUGGUGUGAGAAAGCAGUUAAAAGUUUGGUGAAGAAGCUAAAGAAAACAGGACGAUUAGAUGAGCUUGAGAAAGCCAUCACCACUCAAAAUUGUAAUACUAAAUGUGUUACCAUACCAAGCACUUGCUCUGAAAUUUGGGGACUGAGUACACCAAAUACGAUAGAUCAGUGGGAUACAACAGGCCUUUACAGCUUCUCUGAACAAACCAGGUCCCUUGAUGGUCGUCUUCAGGUAUCUCAUCGAAAAGGACUGCCACACGUAAUCUAUUGUCGAUUAUGGCGCUGGCCUGAUCUUCACAGUCAUCAUGAACUCAAAGCAAUUGAAAACUGCGAAUAUGCUUUUAAUCUUAAAAAGGAUGAAGUAUGUGUAAACCCUUACCACUACCAGAGAGUUGAGACACCAGUUUUGCCUCCAGUAUUAGUGCCACGGCAUACUGAGAUCUUAACAGAACUACCACCUCUGGAUGAUUAUACCCACUCCAUUCCAGAAAACACUAAUUUCCCAGCGGGAAUUGAGCCACAGAGUAAUUAUAUCCCAGAAACGCCACCUCCUGGAUAUAUCAGUGAAGAUGGAGAAACGAGUGAUCAACAGUUGAACCAAAGUAUGGACACAGGAUCGCCAGCAGAACUAUCGCCUACUACUCUUUCCCCUGUUAAUCAUAGUUUGGAUUUGCAGCCAGUUACUUACUCAGAACCUGCAUUUUGGUGUUCAAUAGCAUAUUAUGAAUUAAACCAGAGGGUUGGGGAGACCUUCCACGCAUCACAGCCCUCGCUCACCGUAGAUGGCUUCACAGAUCCGUCCAAUUCAGAGAGGUUCUGCCUAGGUUUACUCUCCAACGUCAACAGAAAUGCUACAGUAGAAAUGACAAGAAGACAUAUAGGAAGAGGAGUGCGCUUAUAUUACAUAGGCGGUGAAGUUUUUGCUGAGUGCCUAAGUGACAGUGCAAUCUUUGUGCAGAGCCCCAACUGUAACCAGAGGUACGGCUGGCACCCUGCAACAGUGUGUAAAAUCCCACCAGGCUGUAAUCUGAAGAUCUUCAAUAACCAGGAAUUUGCUGCUCUUCUGGCUCAGUCCGUUAAUCAGGGUUUUGAAGCCGUGUAUCAGCUAACUAGAAUGUGCACCAUAAGAAUGAGUUUUGUGAAAGGCUGGGGAGCAGAAUACCGAAGGCAGACAGUAACAAGCACUCCUUGCUGGAUUGAACUUCAUCUGAAUGGACCUCUACAGUGGUUGGACAAAGUAUUAACUCAGAUGGGAUCCCCUUCAGUGCGUUGCUCAAGCAUGUCAUAAAAGCCUCGUCACCAAUCAAGUCCCAUCAAAAGACUUAAUGUACCAACUCUUCUGUCAUAGUAUUUGUGUGUGGUCCCCGUGGACUGUUUAUGUUUACUGUCCAAAACUUCAAGAGAGAAAACAGCACUUGAGGUCUCAUCAAUUAAAGCACCUUGUGGAAUCGGUUUCCUAUGUUCAGAUAUUAGGUGGGAAAAUUAGUGUCUAGAAAUACCCUCCCAUAAAGGAGGAAGAGAAGAUUUUAAAGACUUACUGAUGUCUUGUUGGGCAUAAAACUGGGUGUCCCGAAGGUUUAUUAAUAACAGUAGUAGUUAUGUGUACAGGUAAUGUAUCAAGAUCCAGUAUCACAGUAUUGUGCUGUUUAUACAUUUUUAGUUUGCAUAAAUUAGGUGUGUGUGCUGCUUCUUGAUUUAGGCAAGCCUUUAUAAAGUUACAGUACCUAAUCUGUUAUUCCCACUUCUUCGUUAUUUUUGUGUGUCUUUUUUAAUAUAUAAUAUAUAUCAAGAUUUUCAAAUUAUCAUUUAGAAGCAGAUUUCCCUUGUAGAAAAACUAAUUUUUCUGCCUUUUACCAAAAAUAAACUCAUGGGGGAAGAAAAGUGGAUUAAUUUUUGAAAUCCUUGACCUUAAUGUGUUCAGUGGGUCUUAAGUAUUCAUUCUUUUUGUGUUUGUUCACUUACUGCUAAAUCUCAUUAUAAGCAAACCUUAUGGAAAAUCUCUCCACCCCUGUUCUCCAUUUCCACUUUUGUCCUGAUACCAGAACAGCGUAGCAUGAUAUCCAUCAUAUCCAUCGCCAGGAAUGGUUGCACUGAUACUGCCAGCACCAGUUGGUUCUGGGGUACAGUCAGAAUUCAUAUGAAGUCUGUCCCUCUGUCUUACCAAGUUCCAAUUUCAGCAGAUAAUAGUAGACUUGUGCAACCUAGCAGUCUUUACACCUCAUAAAAUAUGCACAGGUGGCAGUAUAGUUAUUUUCAGGGAUAUGCUACAAUUAUUUCAAUAGGUUCAUCCUUUUUAAAAAAUCAGUCUAUUGAUACAAACACUCUUUUUAAAAAGAUAUUUUAAAAUAUUUCACUAGCAGACCUAGAGCUCUUUGAGUUGACUUUCAUUUGAUUUAGUUACCAGAUUGUAUUAUGAAGUGAACCUUUUGUAGAUGCAAUCGCUUCUGCAAAAUACCUAGAAAAGUAAUGCAGAGGUAUGAUCAGCUGAUAAGGGCCAUCUGUUUUUAAGGUAUGUUGUAUUAAAUUUAUAAAAUCUGUUAUUCUACAUAGUAAUGAAUUCCAAAUUUUAAAAGUUGAGGGGAAAACAGUUUAGCAAGUUUUUUAGCUUAUAGUUACCUGCAUUUUGAGCUGUUCUUAACGAAUCCUGAAUAUGUGGUGACUUUUAGAACCAACCAUACUUUAUGCUCUGCAAUGACAGGAAAUGUCAAAAGCUCUGCUGAUAGUCCCUUCUGCAGCAAAUAACCCUUAUUUCUAUUAUCAACUCAUUGCAGUUUAAGCAUUUCUUGUUUGCAUCUCAGUAGAAAUGGAAAAUAACCACUCCUGGUCCCCUUUUAGUAAGUUCUCAUAUUUUUGAAGACAGAUUAUCUUUGGUAUUUGUUUUUCGAAACCAUAUUCACCUGUCUCUACAGGUGUUAUUUUCAAUACUCUCACCAUUUGGUUGUUUUCUACUAGAUAGUCCCCAUUUUCAGAUAUUUGUGUAUGCAUGUACAUGUUCCUGUAAACUUGCAGUAGUCUUUUUUAUUAUUAUUAUUCAUUUAACAAAUAUUUAUUGUUCAGCUGUUAUGUGUGCCAGGAACUUUCUUCGCCUUUGAGUAAAGGUGAACAAGACAGAUAUGGUCCUUGCCUUUGCUGAGAUAUAACAGUUUAUUAGCUUAUUUGUCUAUGAAGGAGAUAAACAGGGUACUGUGAUAGAACAUAGCAGAGGGGAGGCUUCUGUAAGGUAGUGAUGCUCAAGCUAACACUUGAUGGGAGAAAGGAGCCAGCCAUGUAGAGAGCAAGGGAAAAUAGGCAUUCUUGGCAAAGAAAAUGGCGUCAAAUGCAAAGGCUCAUUUUAGAGGAAACUCAUUAUGUAUUAGGUAUUAAACCUCUACACAUCCAAACUUGAGGAUCAGAUUGGUUCUACAGUUUAUAGUAGUUGAAGGUGGCCUUAUUUUGUGAUAGACUGCUCCAUGUAUCAUUCUUACUAAUAUUUCCUCUUGCUCAAGCCCUUACUGUAAAACGUUUAUACUGGGUCAGUACCAUUCAACUCAACAACCCUUUCUUUAAUUCUGCCUUGGGCAGAUUUUAACCACUGUAGUGAUUAGCUGCUUGCUUCCAGACAUCCUGUUGCCCGCUAAUCACUACUUGUACAGCCCAGACUGUGGAUAGAGAAGAUGUCCCAAGAGUUCACCACCAUCAGACCUGUUGGAAGUAACCAGUGAAGGCUCUGCCCUUUGGAAGUGUUUACUUCUUUGAGAACUUGUGGUGUCAGGGAACAGUUCUGGGGCAAAGUAAAACUUCGAAAGUGGUUAAAAAAAAAAAAGUCCUGGCACUUAUUCUUGCAUUGAUAUGUUACAUGGAACAGUGCCAUCUGUAACAUUUCAAUAGUGAAUCACAUCUCUACAGUUAUGCUGGGAUUCUUCUGUACAAUGUGAAACUGGGACUCAGCUCUUUGGAAACACCUGUUCUAUUGAGCAGUUAGGCUUAAGCAGUUGACUUCAUGGUGGUGGUGGUGGUGGUUACCUUUGUAUGAGUAUGUCCAGUGGUCUUAUUUGCUUUCUAAUGAGAUGCUGUUUUGCAUUAUAUUUUCUCCACUGUGCCCUAAAUUAUUCUGGUUUUUUUUUUGUUUGUUUUUUUUUCCUCCCCUUUAUAGGGUUUGUUUUCAUUCUUCUAGGUAAUAAGAACUUCUCUCCGUAGAAUUUUAUCUUUAAAUUAGCCACAUCAUUUAGAAUUUCUUCUACACAAUGCUGGUGAUUUCCUCUACACAGUGCUGGUAAUUUCCUCAUUUUAACAACAUGAGAACUGAAUGACCACGCUGCCCACCCCAUUUCUAAGGCAAAUGGUGGUUUUCACAGUGGUUGAUACACACCUUAGUGCUGGUUUGGGGAACUGGAGGCUGGUGACAUUCCCACUAACUUUGGCCUAACCAGUGGCAGCUACAUUUUUAUUCUGUAUCGGAGUUCCAUAUCUAUUUCUUCCUUCCUUCCUUGCUUCCUUCCUUUCUUUCUUUAAGUUUUAUUGCUUAAAAUUUUUUUUGACUUUUCUAAUUAUUCAUUAUGAUACACAUUCAUUCAAUAAACAUUUAUUGAUGCCUGUUCUUUAUGUAGCCAAUGUGACAGAUUUUGAGUAAUAAAAAGAUCCCUGGGAUUUGGUACUGACCCUCAAGCUGUCUUAUUCUUGGCAGGGGGGGAGGAUAGUUUCUCUCUCAGGACCUGUCACUUUGCCAUAUGGAAAUCUGCCUAAUUUUUCUUGAAAGCUAAAUAUUCUUAUUCUGUACUCUCACCCUUAUUAUUCUGUAUUCUGAGUAUAUAUUUGCAGAUUGUUAAUAUCUAGGUCUUUUUGUAACCUUAAACCAUACCUGAUUUUGCUUGAUUCAUCUGUCUUUUACGCAUUGCCAGAUUUUCUUCUUUGUUAAAAUUAUUUUAGUUUCCCUUUAUUUGUGCCUUUAUUGUCAAUUUCAUCAAGACUAAGAUUAUGAAAGUGAAAAACAAUCAGUCUAGUCUCUUGCUAGUUGAAAUCAAAUAAAAAAGUGUGUGUGUGUGUAUAUAUACACACACACACAGUUGGUUUCUCUACCUCUUUCCAAAACUGUCCAGAUGUACCUUUAACAGCUUUCUUUUCUUUUUUCUUUUUUUUUUUUUUUUAAGUAACUAAAUAUUUUGAACAUUUGUUCAAUCAUCAGCACCCUCCUGGUCUGGAUAGUGAUGGAAUAUGAUGUCACACAAGACAAUCUUGACUGGACUUAAAAUCUGUCUCUAUGUACGGUCUUUGCUUUCAUAGCUAAACAUACCAGUUCCACACAUUGCUCCCGCCUCCACCAUUCCACGAGUAUCUUUUUAGAUAACUAGCUAGUCUGUGUGCCCAAGCAGCCCAUGGUGUUUUCUCUUACUUUGAUGCAGCCCAUUGAUGUUUAGACACAACAAAUCAUGGCCCCCCUUUUUUUCCUUCAUGAGCUUUAGUUUACUAAACCCUUGAUAUUCCUCAAUUGAGCUUUCUUCUUCCUUGUUUUAACAGUGUGUAUUCCCUAGUGGUUUUGCUAGUUGCCCUCUUCUUCACCAACCAUGUUUUCUCUCCAUACAUCAGAAUGUUUCUCUUCUUUGAAUUGUACUAAAGGCCAGAAAGGACAGUGCUGUUCACACCCAGGGUCCUGGUUUCUUCAUCAUGAAAGUUGACUUUCAGACUGGUCAAUCACUGAAAUCCUGCAAUUUGGCUCAGAAAUUCUAUCCAGGUAAAUGCUUUAGUGAUGAUCAAAUAGCACAAAUCACCAGAUUCUGUUUUAAAUUUAUGUUUAGGGAGUUCCCAUCGUGGCUCAGUGGUUAACGAAUCCGACUAGGAACCAUGAGGUUGCGGGUUCGAUCCCUAGCCUCACUCAGUGGGUUAAGGAUCCCGCAUUGCCGUGAGCUGUGGUGUAGGGUGUAGGUCGCAGGCAUGGCUCGGAUCUGGCAUGGCUGUGGCUGACGGCUAUAGCUCCAAUUAGACCCCUAGCCUGGGAACCUCCAUAUGCCACUAUGUUUAGGUUAUGACCUUUUCCAGCAGUUGCAACCAGUGAUAACCGCAUAAUACUAUCAUGUUUCCACCUUGGAGCAUAUUGGGUUGUUAGAUUUAUUUAGUACAAUCGAGAGUAAUAACCAUAGUGUGUGGUGUCUUGAGAUUGUUAGGAUCCUAUUGGGUUCCUUUUAUAUUUUCAAGUUUUCAUGAAUAUUUUGUCUGUUCACACUAUCUUUUGUGUGAGGGUAUUGAGGGACAAAUUAUUUCUUGGAGUGGAAUUCCUGCAUUUGGAGCCCCAACCAGGAAAUGAAAUAUAUUAGAUAUAGAUAGCCUCACGGUAGCUUUUAUGAAAAGAACUUGUCUACUGUGUUCACGUAAUUUCUCAAGUAGGAACUGUUUUAUCUUGGGUAUAGCUGACUUUAUAUGUAGCAUAACUGCCUUAAAUCUUUUUAGUAGGAAAUAAUAUAAUGUGUAUGUAUGGAUUUAUAUAUACACAAACACAGGAAAAGAAGCUUAACAGAAGGGGUUGUUUAUCUGCAUACAUUUGAACGGUGUUCAAUGAUUCUGUUGUUCAGAUCUCAGUGAAAAUUUUUUAAUUUGCUUGCAGACAUUUUCCUCUCAUGGACAGACCAUCAAAGUAAAUUUUUUAUUCUGCUGGAGUCCUAACUUGGUGGUUCAGUUAGUAAGCCAUUUUUCAGCAGCGUGACAAUUGAGGGUCAUAACUGAAAUUCAUUAGCAUCCUCCCCCACCCCCAAAAAAAGCUCGAUACUGACUUACAGUUACUUUUCUUUUUUUUUUUUUAAAUGAUGUUAGCUCGUGUGCCCUGCCCUACACUUGUCCACCUGGCAUAAGAUUUCUGUUUAGGAUACCCUGAGAAGUACUGCUACGAGGUCAAAUUUUCUGUAUUUAAGGGUAGCCUGAAGAUAACUUUCUUAGCCAUGCUUAGCAGAAAUGGAUUUUCCAAAGUUCUGUGGGCCAUUUCUGAUUCUCAGAGGAUCUGACCAGAGUGUAUCAGCCUAACUAAGUUAACUUCAGUGUUAGUUGGUUUGCUGCCAUGAAAUGCCUAAUAGACCCAAAAGUUCAACAUUACCGCUAAGGAUGGGAGUAGGGCUCAUUAACUUCACACAAAGGACUUUUAGAUUUUUCUCCAACAAAAUUUUCCAAAAAUGAUAUUCUUCUACCCUCUUGAAAAAAAAGCAAAAACAAAAACAAAAACUUUGUCUUCCUGUUUGCUCUUUUGGGUGGGGUGGGUAGGGGUUUACUUAUUCUUUCUAAUUAACGAUGAUAAUUUAUUGAACCAUGAAAUCCAUAAUAGACUGAUUUGAGGACAAAAGUAAAGUGUUAGAAUUGUAAAAAUACUUAACUGUUACAUAUUUUUCAUUUCACACUCUUUCUCCCUGUGGCUUUAACACUUUUGACUAUUUUGCAGCUUCAUUCACUAGAUAACUUGACAUAUUUGUUUCUGUAUUAAGUCCUGCUCUUUACACUGCUGUAGCAUGAAGUUGGUUCUCGGCAUUUGUCUUUAGAAGUCUUACUAAAGUCUUUUCUUCCAAAGAGAUUUCCUUCUCACCAAGUUCCUAAGAAAAUACCCAUUUGUCUCUUUUUUCACAUUCUUGAAUUGUUCAAACAGAAAAAAAAAAAAAGUUGGUGAAAAAGAUUAGGGUCCUUUUCUAAUGAAUGUAUGCAUUUGCUUUAAGAAUAUAGUCAUUUGUUAAUUUUAUGUAAUCUAUACACAGAUUAAUUUAAAUAAGGAGAAAUAAUUAUCACAUACAUAGCAAGUAGGUAACUUGCAUGGAUUUUACAUUUUUUAAAAAUGCCCUAUUUUUUGGCAAAACAUAGAACCCAAAAUGGUCAUUUCUUAGACCAACUCUAUCUCAGGCUUCAUUUUUCUCUUUUUUGACCCUGGCCAUAAAGGCAUAAAUGUUUAUAUCUUUUUCUUAGUGAUAGUGAAACUGUGACACUAACCAUUUCUAUACAAGACAGCAAAACAAAAACUAGAAAGAUUAGGAUGAAAGCAGUCGUGCAGUUGUUGAGCUAGAUCACAGCAUUGUAGGCAAAAUAAAAAUAUUCAUAUCUGAGGGAGUUUUUUUUUUUUUUCCUUGCCGUCUUUUCCCAAGGCCAGACCUUCUGGUAGAGCACAGUUAAAAGUAACAUAAUUCUGGGCCUUUGUAGUCUGAGGGAAAUAUCUCCAGUUGGCAGUCUUCUUUUUAAUAUGUGAAGCAAGAAUGUGGGAAAUAGUUGGCAAGGAAUAUUUUCACCUAAAAAAACAAAAAAUAUGAAAAGAUUUAGAACUGGAUUAUUCAUUUAGCUCUGAAAAUCUCAAAAAGAUACAGUAAAAUAUACUAUAUUACUGGGCAGAACCAGAAGAACCUUGUAGAGGAUUUGUCUGAAAAUGGGUUUCAAGGAUGAACUUUUCUACACAGCUCAGUGAUUUGCUUAAGUCCUACCAACUAUUAUUAAAAUUGACACUGUUAAAUAUUAAGAUAUUUUUUGAUUUCUAGGAACUAGCUAUUAGCAGGUGUCCUAAAAAUAUUUUUGAGCUGAUUCCCUCAAUAAGUAACCCUACUGUCUUGAAAAUUCUUAGCCUUUUUCUAGUGAUAGAAAGUGAGGAGUAGGUAGUGUUCUUAGGGUGCCCAGCUGCUCUUGUGUGCCUGGGGCCACACUAUCACCUGGGUGCAGGGCUUUUCCCAGAAAAACCCCAGGUGCACCAGGAGGAGCUGACAGCCCUAGGUGUUCCUGUGAUUUACCUUAAAUGUCGUAGUACUUGCAGCUAAAUUCAGCUGCCCUCUGACCAUCAUCAUUUCUGAUACUUGUCUUCCAAUUACUUAUUACCAUGGAUGGAAUGUGAGAUUUUUAACAAACAGUAGCGAAUGGCAUCAAGGUUGUAGUGAAACCAACACUUAGUAACCAGGAAAGAUAACUGGUGGUUUACUGAAACAGAAAAGGCAACUAGGUAGCAAAGUUCUUCUGAACCUGUGUGCGUAAGUACAAAUCAUGUCUUUAUGGGGUUGGAUUUAAUCAGAAAUGUCAGUGUUCACAGUGAAAGAAAACUGAGUAGCGUUGUGGAUUCCUUCUCUCUUGAGGGAGAAUAUGGCCUUUGAUGCUCUCUUCUCUGCUACAUUCCCUAGACUAUCCUGCUCAAGAAGCCAGAAUGUGGUACUAGUGUGUUCUCAGUGAGUGUCAUGUUAAGAUUACUAAAUGCAUCAGCCAGUGGCAGGAAUUGGGUGUCGGGAUCCAGACUGAGCAGUGCCCUCAGCUGAUAGCCUCUUGCCGCUCAGGUGCUUACCAGCUCUGACACCGACCACGGGAGGUGAGAUUUUUCUAAGACAGCAUUAAUUUUGUAAUGCAAUAUGAUGGAUGCAGAGUCUGAUACUGUUUCCCUGUGGUGGUCCUCAGAGACUGCAUCCUCUGUGCACUGUGAUGUAGAUGGUAGCUGUGUUCUUUGUAAGCUUUAAUCUUAUGAUUGUCAAAAUAUGAUGUGGUUCCAAUUUUUUAAAAUUAAACGAUGAGCUGAGGCUUUAUUUCAGCUGGUUUUCAAGUUAAAAUUGUGAAAUACUGAUUUCCUUCUCUCCACCCACACCAAAUAUUUUAGUCUAUUUAAAGUACAAAAAAAAAAAAAAUAGUUAAGAAAACAUGGCUUAAAUGUCCUGUGAUUUCUGGUCAAAUUUUAUAUAUAUUUGUGUGUGUCUGUAUGUGCUUUCACUUUUUACCUUGUUUGCUCUCUACCUGUGUUAACAGUACUUUUCACCAUUGAAAGGUGAACAUUUUUCCUAGCAUUAAAAAAAAAGCCAUUUGAGUUGUUUACCGUGUUAUUACGGGAGUAAUUUUUAGUUGUUUUCAUUGAUUUUUAUUUCAACUGAUCUCUUCUUAGAGGGGAUUAUAUUUUGCUGACCACACCUUAAAUCGUACUGAAACCAAAAAAAAAGUGUGUAUUUCAUAUAAUGGAAUUAUGAUAUUCA